AUGUCUUCUGACAAAGAAGCCGCCCCUGUGUCUACCCUCGAGCCUGUUCCAAUUCGCGACGAAAAGAUGGCCGUCCGCGAGACAGCCUCCGACGAAGAAGAGCGGUACCUUGGAAAUGAAGCUUCCGCCUCCUCCUCUCGCCCAAGGCGAGAACCCCCGGAGCUUAUCCAGAAGAUGACAAUACAUGAACGCGCCGCCGCAGAGCAACGUCUGGUCCGCAAAAUCGAUCUCUGCAUACUGCCCACCCUAAUUCUCAUGUACAUUAUGAACUACUUGGACCGAAACAACAUUGCUGCAGCUCGAUUGGCUGGUUUGGAAGAUCCAAUAUCAAAGGGUGGAUUGGACUUGUCGAGCACGCAAUACCUGACGGCGUUGAGUAUACUCUUCGUUGGCUACCUGCUCAUGCAGAUACCGUCCAACCUCUUUCUCAACAAGAUUGGGAAGCCCAGGCUAUACCUCCCAACAUGCAUGAUCAUAUGGGGUGUGAUAUCUGCAGCAACAGCAGGCGCACAGUCCUAUGGCGGAUUGAUAGCAAUUCGAUUCUUCCUUGGUUUUGUAGAAGCAGCUUACUUCCCUGGCUGCCUCUUCUUCCUCUCUUCAUGGUACACGAGAAAGGAAUUGGGCUUUCGCACCGCCCUCUUAUAUUCUGGUAGUUUGCUAUCUGGCGCGUUCUCGGGCUUGAUAUCAGCGGGUAUCACCAAUGAUCUGGACGGCGCAAAAGGUCUGCGCGCUUGGAGAUGGCUUUUCAUCAUUGAAGGGGUGAUUACGAUCUUCAUUGCCUUCGCAGCGUACUUCGUCCUGCCAAAUUUUCCGCGCACGACGAGUUGGUUGACGGAAGAAGAACGACAGUUGGCAAUAUGGCGGCUUGACGAAGAUAUCGGUGAAGAUGACUGGGUGGGCAGCACGCAGCAGACUUUCUUUCAUGGAAUGAAACUCGCCUUCCAAGAUAUCAAAAUGUGGAAUCUGGUACCUUCGCCCUCAAUUCUUCCUCAUUUGCCCUUACUAACAAAGCCUCAGAUGGUCCUCCUCUUUUGCUUCGUAGCAUCUGGCACCGUAACAAACCUCUUCCCUACCAUCGUUGGCACCCUCGGCUAUUCCGACGUCGUCUCUCUCCUAUUGACCGUCCCUCCUUACGCCCUUGCUGUCAUCACAACAUUCCUCAACUCCUGGCACGCGGACCGCACAGGCGAGCGCUACUUCCACAUCACUGUCCCCUUGUACUUCUCUGUCAUCGCUUACAUCAUCGCCGCUACAACAACAGCAGUCGGACCAAGGUACUUCGCAAUGAUGCUCAUGCCCGCCGGAGUGUACACAGGCUACGUAGUCGCGCUGGCCUGGAUAUCGAACACUUUACCUAGACCACCGAGUAAGCGGGCGGCGGCACUAGCGGCCAUCAACGCUGUGAGUAAUGCGAGCUCGAUCUAUGCGAGUUAUAUGUACCCCGAAUCUGCGGGUCCGCGUUAUAUUGUUGCUAUGUCUGUUAAUUGCGCUACGUCGGUCAUCGCGAUCAUUGCGGCGACGGUAUUGAGAUUUACGUUGGUAAGUCUAAAUAAGAAGUUGGAUCGGGGUGAGCCCGUUAAGGGGGCUGUGAGUGUUGGGGAGGCGAUUCCAGGGUUGGCGAAGGAGAGGGGGUUUAGGUUUGUGCUGUAG
Messenger RNA from Bacidia gigantensis, 1650 nucleotides. RefSeq lists its product as uncharacterized. Gene Ontology annotation, molecular function: transmembrane transporter activity. Gene Ontology annotation, biological process: transmembrane transport. Gene Ontology annotation, cellular component: membrane. The record is from RefSeq and is a predicted model, not a curated record. Lineage: Eukaryota; Fungi; Ascomycota; Lecanoromycetes; Lecanorales; Ramalinaceae. Bases 1 to 1650 code for a protein of 549 amino acids. The transcript has a single exon.